Monascus purpureus is the source of this 492-nucleotide messenger RNA. The record is from the annotation of a GenBank genome assembly. NCBI's taxonomy places the organism in Eukaryota, Fungi, Ascomycota, Eurotiomycetes, Eurotiales, Aspergillaceae.
AUGAAGGAGAUGAACGGGAAUAAGGAGGGAGAGCAAGGGGAAAGAGAGAAAACUGGAGAGAAAGUGGGAAAGUGGGAGAGAGGGGGAGGAGCAAGCCUAAGUAGUAUUCACGCCUAUGUCGUCACAGAAACUGCCACCGGGCUGGUGAAGUCCGCCAGCUUUGUCAAUCUUCAGUUCUGGCCGGUUCUCCCGGAUACGGAAUAUGCCAUGUCCAUCCCCAACUUUCAGCUUACUCCUCCAUUUGUCAUUCCUUACAGAAAAAUGGUAGUCUGUCUCUCACCGGGGCCAGAUGUGAUCCUAGCGCGGGCUGCAUAUGGGGUGUUGCUCCCAGCAGACUCGAUCGACAAGGUCGACAAGGUCUCAUUGAGUCGUCCUCAUCUCUUCGUCCAAACGACCACCACGCUAGAGCAACGUGGCACAGGCGGGAAUAAGGGAAUGGAGUCCGAUUUGUCCCCCCGGCAGGAUUUCAUUGCCGAGCUGCAAAAUCCCUAG